AUGAAGAUACAAACGAACGCUGUGAACGUCCUUCAACGGACGUCCGCCUACUUAAAAUCAGGGUUGCUGAAAGAAACACCUGCAUGGUAUAAUGUUGUAGCGUCUAUACCACCAUCGACCAAGUUCACACGUGAACCUCGUUUCAAUAACCCUUCCAACGGAGACACAAUAGGAGAGCUUGAUGACGUGACGCAAAGGCAGCACGCUAACAAGAACGGACUUUACAAGACAAGACCUAAUACAAACGACAAGAGAGUGAGCGUGAAAAAGCUUUACAAGCCUCCCAAGCUAACCUACGUGGAGGAUAGGCUUAGAGCUCUUUUCUACAAACAACAUCCGUGGGAAUUGUCGAGACCCAAGAUCUUGGUGGAAAACGAAAUCGGUGAUGAAGAUUACGAUUGGGGCCGCAUGCUUCAACUGGGCAAACCACUCGAUGGUGAAAGUGUGGUCCAGCGGACCAUGCAUUUGCUCAAAACAAAACAAUAUGAAGAUAUGGUUGAAGCAUAUGACUCCGCCAGAUACGAGUUCUAUGCGUUGAGGAUGCAAGAAGAAACACAACAACAAGUGGCUUUGGAAGAGGCAGAGAUGUUCGGAUCCAUCUUCGGAGUUUCUGCUAUUGAACAUGGUAUACAAAAAGAACAAGAGGUCCUAGACGUGUGGGAAAAGAAGGUCAUUGAAGAAACCGAACUAAUGGCUGCAAAGUCAAGCAACCCUGCCGGCUCGUGGAAGGAUGAUACUACAUUAGACACGGCGCAAGACGAAGAACCAACCACCGCCGAGAACCUGCACUUCUAG
Molecule: messenger RNA, 795 nt
Organism: Saccharomyces kudriavzevii IFO 1802
Lineage: Eukaryota; Fungi; Ascomycota; Saccharomycetes; Saccharomycetales; Saccharomycetaceae
Gene: RSM25
Product: mitochondrial 37S ribosomal protein mS23
Exons: 1
Coding region: 1-795 (264 amino acids)
Cellular component (GO): mitochondrial small ribosomal subunit
Molecular function (GO): structural constituent of ribosome
Source: RefSeq, a predicted model, not a curated record